Synchytrium microbalum is the source of this 2004-nucleotide messenger RNA. RefSeq lists its product as uncharacterized. The transcript is spliced from 8 exons. The coding region runs from base 1 to 2004 and encodes 667 amino acids. NCBI's taxonomy places the organism in Eukaryota, Fungi, Chytridiomycota, Chytridiomycetes, Synchytriales, Synchytriaceae. The record is from RefSeq and is a predicted model, not a curated record.
AUGGAGCCAGUUGCGAGCUCACCAGGAGACAAGCAGCAGCAGCUUAACCGCGCUCUAGAGCUGCUAUCAGGCGCAUCCGAUGAAGAGAAAUUCGUAGCUUUAUGUAUCAUACCCAAGCUUUUAACCCUUGAUGAUUCAGAUGCCAUAAAGCUCGUAUACGAUCGUAUGCCAUUCAAGUUUCUAACAAGGCUACUGAAAUCAAAUCCAUCGUCUGAACUACCAUCAGAAUCGCUACAGUCUGUCGCCAUCCAGAUCACAAGCUGCUUUUGUUUUGUUGAUGAUCUUUGUCAAAAGCCUCCUCUGGUCAAGCUGGUCCCGUCUCUGGCUCAAUCGUUGGACAGUCAAAAUGCUGAAAACCAAACCAUCGUCUUGAACUGUUUGCUACGCAUCAAUGCUCAUCCUUCUGGAAACCAAGCUUUACGAAGGGAUCGCGUCCUUCUUUCCAUUGCCAGGCUCGUCAAAUCUUCAGAAUUGUCAAAUCUUGCGACAAUGGUGACUGAACGGAUAUAUGGAACUGAUAUCGCAGUACCGCAAACACUGUCUGACGUAGUACUGGCAGAACUAGCUCCCACAUUCAAAACAGAUCAAACACUGCUCAAGUUUCAAUUGCUCAAGCUCUUUUGUCAAAUGCUGACUGCUACAGACAUAGAUAAAUCCGAGUUGGCGACAUGGUCUGAUGAUUUGAAGCACGGGCUCUCAGACAUUCUCGGCAGUAAAACUCCCCGAGCACACAAAUCUUCAGCAUUGCUUCUAGCAUCGAUUCUAACUCGACGAUUCUCGCCCGACUGGCUCUUUACACCUCUAGCAUCAUCCAUUCCCCCCAGUAAAAGCAAAAAGUCAAACUUUGGUGUACUAGUAGUACACUUGGCAUGUGCAGAAAUACGUGUCUUGCUAGAUACUAUUGAUCUCACUUCAGCCUUGUCGCUAUCUUCCAAUCAACUAGGACCACCAGUAGCCAUGUCGGAGCCAUCUACAUCACCAUCGGUUUCAGAGUAUGCGUCAUGGGAGGAAUGUCGUCGUGUACUGCCAGUCUGCUACGACCUGUUUAUGGCAACAGUCUUGUAUCUGGUCUCUGAACUCGAUCGGGUGUCAUUGACUUUACCAGUUGAUUUGCUGUUAUCAAUACGGAAGGCUAUGAGCGAAGCAAGUCUUGCUAUGGGUGGUUUCUUGACUGAUGUUUGGGAUGCAUACCAGACUCACAAGGCCAAAGUAGUAAUCGACAAUGAUAUCACUCUCUUCACAUUGCGUGCUCUCAUGUCAUGGCUGACUGAAGAAACAACAGCCAGACCUUCUCAAAUCACCAGUGUCAUUCCACUAAUACUCACCGUGAUUCAGAUGCACACGAAUGACGAACUGGUAUCUCUCCCCAUAAAUCCUAUGACAUUCCUAGCUCCCUUCCUAACAUCCAUCACAUCAUCGCCAGACGAGCAACGACAAACGCAACCAAUUCCAAACAAUACAACCGAUAAUGAAAAUGAGGACGAUGAUGACAUUCAUCGUAACUAUCUAGAUGACCUUAUCUCCUUCAAGGGACAUUCUGCCAUCUUGAAUGCCCUUCAACGGAUAUUGGCCAGUGACAAAAAUAGUACAGAGAGCUCUCCUGAUCCGAGUCUUGUACAGUCCGUGUCUGAGAUUGUGUUGAAUAUGUUGAUUCAAAGGCCGGAUGCCAUGUCGGAUUAUGGGGUGGCGGCAUGGACGAAACUCUUGUAUUCAGUCGAUGAGUGUUUGGAUACUAGAAUUGAAAGUGGUCGAAAGUCUUUGCAAGGUCCGAACUGGAUUGUUUGUGCCCAUUUGAAUGUGAUUUUAUGCUUUAUGGUACGAAUCAGUCAUACAUAUACUUCUCUUCGACUGGAUGGUGCCUUGGUGGAACAGACACUAGCACGAGCACAUCGAUUCGUAGAUUUGGGCAACAGGUUGGAAAAGACAAAUCCUGAAGCUUACGAGGAUAUAAGUGAGCUACUAUACCUAUCUCGUACCAUCUUGAGGGAGUUUAAGAAGAUGUAA